AAAAAGGGAGGGAGAAGAAGCAUGAACCAUUUCCCUUUCUCUAUACAUAUAGGUCAUGUGGAGUGAUUCAAUUCUCACGCUUUCUGAAGUACCUUUCCUGGUCUAGGUUCAAACCAUCAACUCCAAAGCAAUGGCUGUCGCGUCCAUGGCCAGUGACGAGAAGAAGCUUCACAUAGCCAUGUUCCCAUGGCUAGCCUUUGGCCACAUGAUGCCAUACCUAGAGCUCGCCAAGCUCAUUGCUUCAAAGGGUCAUCGCAUCUCCUUCAUAUCCACCCCUCGGAACAUCGAUCGUCUCCCGAAAGUCCCCUCAAAUUUAGCUCCCAUAAUAAACCUCGUCAAGCUUCCACUGCCCCACGUGGACAACCUCCCCGACAAUGCCGAGGCCACCAUAGACGUCCCAUUGAACGUCAUCCCGUACCUCAAGAAGGCUUACGAUGCUCUCCAAGAGUCCAUGACUCGCUUCCUCGAAGAUUCACGUCCAGACUGGAUUCUCCACGACUUUGCUCCUUUCUGGCUACCGGCUAUAGCCCGAAACCUCAGCAUCCCGACCGCCUUCUUCAGUAUAUUCACUGCGGCCUGUUUGGGCUUCUUAGGGACGAAAGAAAAACUGGCUGAGCGCAAGAGCCCCGAGGAGUUUACGGUCCCACCCCGGUGGGCCCCAUUCCAUACAACGGUGUCGUUUCGGCUCUUCGAGAUUUUGAAAGUCUUUGACCAAGGCGUGACCGGCGUCGAGGGAGACGUUUCCGAUAUAUAUCGUUUCGGAGAAGUGCUUCAAGGCUGCGACGUAAUGGCUGUGAGAAGCUGCGUGGAGUUUGAGCCAGAGUGGCUACGCCUUUUGGAGGAUAUCCAUCGGAAACCGGUUCUCCCAGUGGGUCAACUUCCCCCCACGGCAUACGACAGCGAAGAUGACAGCGACACGUGGCGGUGGAUGAAAGCUUGGUUGGACAGGCAAUCCAAGGGGUCCGUAGUGUACGUGGGGUUCGGGAGCGAGGCGAAACCGAGUCAAACCGAACUCACGGAGAUAGCUCUUGGGUUGGAACAGUCCGAGGUACCGUUCUUCUGGGUGCUAAGAACUCGAAGGGGGGCAGCUGAUAUUGAGGUGAUCGAGUUACCGGAGGGUUUCGAGGGACGAACAAAAGAACGAGGGGUUGUGUGCACGAGUUGGGCACCGCAGCUGAAGAUUUUGGCUCACGACUCGGUAGGUGGAUUCUUGACUCACUCCGGGUGGAGCUCGGUGGUGGAGGCUCUUCUGUUUGAGAGACCUCUCAUACUGUUGACCUUCUUUGCAGACCAAGGGAUUAACGCCAAGGUUUUGGAUGAGAAAAAGAUUGGGUAUUUGAUACCGAGAAACGAGCAGGAUGGGUCGUUUACGAGGGAUUCAGUGGCCGAGUCGGUAAGGCUGGUGAUAGUGGAGGAAGAGGGCAAGAAGUACAGGGAGAAGGCCAAGGAGAUGAAGGGGUUGUUUGGAGACAGGGAAGCUCAGGACCGGUACGUGGAUAGUUUCCUUGGUUACCUGGAAACCCAUCGACAAGUACCUCAGAAGGCUAAAUGAACGAACCUAGCAGCCACCGGAUGGUCAAGACGUCCGGAAAGUUUCGUCGCUGUGAAAUGCGGAAUUUGGUCCCACAUCGCUCUCAAUAAGGGUGGAAAAAAAACGAAAGAAAAAAAGUCAAGAGGUAUCUUCUUCCCACGCGCGCUUUGGUCGCUACUUUUUUUUUUUUUGAUAUCACUUUCGUCGCUACUUAGACAGAUGUGAAAUCUUUCUUAUAAAAAACUUCAACAAUAUUUUCAAGUAGAAUAAGUUUCAGAUGGGCUGAAGCUCAUCACAUGCAUGUGUGCUCUACCUCAUGUAAGAGGCCGGGAUAUUUAUAUGGAAAUAUCGGUAUUACAUUUAAUACAAUUAAUUAAUGUAUAAA
Messenger RNA from Alnus glutinosa, 1916 nucleotides. Its product is annotated as UDP-glycosyltransferase 91A1-like. The coding region runs from base 131 to 1552 and encodes 473 amino acids. Gene Ontology annotation, molecular function: UDP-glycosyltransferase activity. The record is from RefSeq and is a predicted model, not a curated record. NCBI's taxonomy places the organism in Eukaryota, Viridiplantae, Streptophyta, Magnoliopsida, Fagales, Betulaceae. The transcript has a single exon.